GGAAAGUGAGUGGAUAGGGAAGAGAGGGAGAGACGUGGAGAUUGAUUAAGCGAGAUAUGAAGAUGACAAGAAUAGGUAAAAGUGUGCUUGUUUUAUGAAACAUAAUGUUAUUUGUAUUUUGCUUUUGCUUUGUCGGAUAGUUAUAAGAGAAGGGUCUAAGAUGAGAAAGAAUGCAAAGGUUUAUAGAUACAUUUGUUGGGUUGGUUUUCGAAACUAAACAAUGUGGACUUUUAAGUAGCUUAAUAUGGAAGCAGGUGAGUGUUGUAUUGUCAGUCCACUCGAUAAAUUAAUUAUAUAAAAAGGGCAGAAGAGGAGAGGUGGGAAUCUUCAUUGAGGACUAAGGCAUGGGAAACUGCACCAAACCAUCCCUGAAAAACAAAAUUAAAAAGGUAAGAGAAACAUAUUUAAAGGUCAGGGCCUAUAUAUCGGGGGACUGUGUUUUUGUGUUAAUUGUAAUAUUGAAAUGAGUGGGAGACGAAUCAUACUUUAAAACUUAAUAACUCUUAGAUAUAUUGUAAAGAUAGUAAUCAGUAUUUCAGUAAAAUUAUAAUACUUCAGUAGUUUAAGGACGUGUCAAACAAAUUGACUAAACGUGCUUAAUUAGAUUAUGUCUCAAGUAAAAUGUGGCCCCACCCUAAGGGUGUGGCUGAGGGUAAAGGGGCUGGGCCAGUGGUGCCAGGGCCCCGCCCACCCGGAGAAGCAGACGGAGAAAAUGAAGUAACUUCUGAGUUUAAGGGGCCUCUGAAUGCACUAGUCCAAAACUGCACCAUGCUGCAUAACAUCGUUGGACCAGCAUGCAUCUUCCUAAGACAGGGCUUCGCAAAGUCACAGCUCGACAGGGAACUGCGGCCAGAAGAGAUAGAAGAACUAAGAGAAGCCUUUAAAGAGUUUGAUAGGAACAAAGGCUACAUCAACUGCAGGGACCUGGGAGAAUGCAUGCGGACGAUGGGAUACAUGCCAACAGAGAUGGAACUCAUUGAACUGAGUCAACAAAUAGGUGGGGGUAAAAUUGACUUUGAGGACUUUGUGGAGCUUAUGGGCCCCAAAAUGCUGGCAGAGACAGCAGACAUGAUUGGAGUCAAGGAGCUGAGAGAUGCCUUUAAAGAGUUUGACUCCAAUGGAGAUGGGCAAAUCAGCAUCACAGAACUGAGAGAAGCCAUGAAGAAGCUAAUGGGGGAGCAGCUAAAUUCCGGGGAUACUGACGAUAUACUUUGUGAUGCUGACCUCAAUGGGGACGGACUUGUUGAUUUUGAAGAGUUUGUGAGGAUGAUGUCACGCUGAUGGAAGCCACACAGAGAGACUUUAUUUUCAUCAUGAGACUCUAAGAGGGACACAUGGUGCAGCAAUCUGAAUUUUUCAACAUGCCUCAAGAGAUACAAUUUGUAAAAAAUUAUGUUUCAUUUUAUUUAUUAAAUAAGCAUUAUUAUGCAAAAGAGCAAUGUCUCAUUUCAAUAGAGUAAUGUUGUAAAUGUACUGUUUAACUGGUAGGCCUAUUUUCAAAGUUGUAUUUGUC
Molecule: messenger RNA, 1513 nt
Organism: Sinocyclocheilus rhinocerous
Lineage: Eukaryota; Metazoa; Chordata; Actinopteri; Cypriniformes; Cyprinidae
Product: calcium-binding protein 2-like
Exons: 6
Coding region: 622-1281 (219 amino acids)
Cellular component (GO): cytoplasm
Molecular function (GO): calcium channel regulator activity; calcium ion binding
Source: RefSeq, a predicted model, not a curated record